AUGAACCAAAAACCUCUUUUCUUCCCUUUCUCUUCUCCUCUGAUUUAUUCAUACUGCAUCACCAUCUUCUACUUCCUCACCACAACCACUCUAUGCUAUGCUGUAGAUCCAUAUUUUGAAGCUUGUGAACCCCAAACAUGUGGCAACCAAACUAUAACCUACCCUUUCUACAUCAUAGAAACACAAGAACCCUUUUGUGGCUACCCUGGUUUUGGUCUCACUUGUGACAAUACUACCGGUUUUCCAAUCCUUAAUCUUUCUAAUACCUUUUACAUAAUCAACCAAAUAUUCUAUCAGAAUCAUUCAUUAAGAGUGUCCAAUCUUAUGUUUUCAAGACCAGACACAAAAAAAGGUUGUCUUUCAUUUCCACCUACUCAAAACCUCAGUUUUCCUAAUAACAUGUUCUAUCUCGCACGUAAUCAAACCGAGGUAAGAUUAUUCUUCGGAUGCGACUCAACUAAGCUACCCAGAACUCUACAAAGGAACACAAUUGGUUGCUCUGCAGGAAACGAAACGAGUUCGGUCGUGGCAUUGUAUGCGGAUGAUAAAAAUGUAAGCUUUGUGUCGAAGAACUGUAGGGAUGAGGUUGUUUAUGCGAGGGUGGAAAAUGGUGUGGAAGGAGGGAUUGAAGAGGCUUUGAGAAAAGGGUUUGGAUUGAAUUGGAUAGCUGGUGAUUGCAGGGAAUGUAACAGUACUGGAGGGAGGUGUGGUUUUGAUGUACAUAUAGUCAAAUUCAGAUGUUACUGUACUGAUAGAGUUCAUGCUGCAAAAUGUCAUCCAGGUUUGUCUCUGCUUUCUUUAUACUAUCACUUUAUAACUUAUAGAGUAAUUUAG
Molecule: messenger RNA, 834 nt
Organism: Lathyrus sativus (Indian pea)
Lineage: Eukaryota; Viridiplantae; Streptophyta; Magnoliopsida; Fabales; Fabaceae
Source: the annotation of a GenBank genome assembly